CGUCAGUGACGUUCCGGAAGUCUGUAAAGGAACUGAAGUAAACGUGAGUUCUGUUAAAAAGUCAAAUUAUUCAAAGUAGUACUGAAAUGGUAUACUACGUGAAUGUACGAUUUCGAAUAUAAACGGCUAGAUUGUAAACGUUCAGAUGUCAGGUUGGUUUAAUUACUACAGUUGCAGAGUUUGCUACCGAGCUGUGGCCACCAAGUUGACAAACAGUUUAUGAUCUACCGUUAGCUAGCAAACGUACCCAGCUAUGUUUUGUACUAUAAAACAAGCAUGUGAGAUGUAGGCUAUCGAAUACGGACUUAAUUCCUUAGCGAUUCUGUUUCGUGCUGACCUGGAGGCAAUUACUAUCACUGCAAAGUUAAAAAAAAAAAAAAAAAACAGUAACAAUAAUAAUGGGAUCAUUGGUCCUGUCAGUAAUGCCUGGCUUGGAGACCUGCAAUGGCCCUGUUAAGGAUGGACUCAAACCUGCGUAGAAAGCUUCAAGAGAAGAAUGGCAAGGUUUCGCAGAAAAACCUGCUUGACCUUGACUGGGUUAAUACUCUUCAUAUUUGUUGUAAUAAUAAUUUUGAAAUCCUUGAGGCCGGAAGGUUUGGGGUUCGGGAGCCCAUUUGGUCUUGGGCUUUUUCCACAACUCAGAAGAGCAGAAGGGGACAACGUUCAGCCACAUGUUCCUAGGGACAUGGACGGAACCAGUGGCAAAAUAAGGUCUGAGGAAAGGGCCUCCAAACCCGAAGCUGCAUUGGGUCAAUUCCCUGCCCCGAAUUACAACCUUCACGUGUUUUACUACACGUGGUAUGGCAACCCGAAGUUUGACGGCAAGUACAUCCACUGGGACCACCCGAUUUUGCCACACUGGGACCCCAAAGUGGCGGCCGGGUACCCAAAUGGGAGGCACAGUCCUCCAGAAGACAUCGGGGCCAACUUCUACCCUGCCCUGGGGGUCUACAGCUCCCGUGACCCCUCCGUCGUUGAAGCUCAUAUGCAGCAGAUCCGGACUGCAGGUGUUGGUGUGCUAGCAGUUUCGUGGUACCCACCCGACAUGAGGGAUGACAACGGAGAGCCAACGGAUGAAAUUGUGCCUCUCCUUUUUGAUGUGGCCCACAAAUACCAAGUUAAGGUGGUUUUCCACAUUGAACCUUACAAAGGAAGGGAUGACCUCAGUAUGUACAACAGUGUUAAGUACCUCGUUGAGAGGUAUGGGGAGCAUCCUGCCUUCUAUAGACACAGAACCAGUAGUGGAAAGCUUCUCCCACUGUUCUACGUGUAUGACUCUUACCUGUUAAACUCGGACAAGUGGGCCAGCCUCCUCAAAGACACCGGCCGUCACACCGUCAGGAAUACCCCCUUCGACGGACUCUUCAUAGCCCUCCUGGUGGAGGAGAAGCACAAGAAGGAAAUCUUGGCUGGUGGCUUUGACGGAGUGUACACCUACUUUGCCACCAACGGCUUCUCCUACGGCUCUUCCCACAGCAACUGGAGAACAAUCAAGAGCUUCUGUGACAGCAACAACCUGAUGUUUAUUCCCAGCGUGGGGCCUGGCUACAUGGACACCAGCAUCCGGCCUUGGAACUUCCAGAACACGAGGAACCGCAUUAACGGAAAGUACUACGAGACCGCAUUCUCUGCCGCCCUGGAGGCCAGGGCCGACGUCAUUUCGAUAACGUCCUUCAACGAGUGGCACGAGGGCUCUCAGAUCGAGAAAGCAGUUCCAAAGACAGCAGGGCAGACCAAGUAUCAGGACUACUUGCCCCACAAGUCAGAUGCCUACUUGGAGAUCACACGCAAGUGGGCGGAGAAGUUUGACAAGGAGCGGGAGAAGUGGUUGGUCUGAGUCUGUGUUGAGUUGUUAAGAUAAAGAACGUGUUCUUCGGACAAAUGCUAAAAGAUGUCAGGGAGAAUCCUGAAAAGUCAAGACUGUAGUCAAAUAUUGCAUGAUACUUUGCUUAAGUGUGUAAGACCUGUUACAGAAUGGACUGGACUGGAGAAGAAUGGGGACUAAAAAAUGUUAUUUUCAAUGUGGGAUGCUAGGAGGCACCGAGUAUGAGCUUUGUGGGAUUUUUUUAAAUUUUACGAAUGUAAUUGUGAAGUUCUCUAUUCCAUUUCUGACAUGAGACACGCUAAGUAUACUGCAUUCUCAGUUGAUUGUUUUUAGUUGUUUACAUUUUUUGGUCUUCUAUGAAAAUCUCUAAGGAUAAUUGUUUAAUUAAGUCUAUCUUAGAAUUGUAGGAAUAAAUAUAGAAUGAAAUCCAGUUGACCACAUGUACACAUUUUAACACUGAGUUUAGGUGAUUGCCACUAGCUAACAAGCUGCCUUUCUUGUUUUUGGCAUUUUUGCUUUCAACUCUCAUUACGUCCACAGAACAUGGCUAGCACAUUCUUGAGUCUGACGAUUCUACACAAAACUACUCCUUUCAACCUCGUCAACUACUGUUUACUUUGUUCUCAGUUCUUGGGUUACAGAUUUGGUAGUCAUUUAUUAAGGACUAAUAGGGAGUCAAAAUGUGUUAAGUGAAGACGACAAAUGCAUGAAAGCCUUGAAAGGGGUUUGGCUUCAGGUUUCCAGCCGCACUGACAUUUCUUAACAACGGUGUUCGUUACUGUCACUGUGUUCCUGCAUGAACACCUACCUCACCUUCUAAUCUAUAGAGCAGUACUCUGUGCAUGUCUACUGUUUUACCUGUUUUGUGUGGAACAGCCAGGCUUUUAUCUCCAGUUCGCCAGCACGCGUGUUCAGUUCGACCUGGGACGAGUGGUCAGGUUAACUUGUUUUGUGCUAGUUUGGUUAAUCAGGCGGCAGAAAAAAAACAGGCAUGAAGGAAAAAUACGUAGAAAUGAAAUUACAAACAUGGAUGUGGAACACUGGUUAUUUGAAAGUACUUUAUACUGUAUAAUUCUUUAUGUUUUUUUGGGGAAAUAACUUGGAAUGUUUAGGAUACAGUGAAUUUUUAGCAUCUUGACAGACUGCAUUCAGUGAAUUAAUUUUGGGGAGAUAACGUGGAAUUAGUAGAAUACCGUGCAUAUUCACUCACUUGACAGACUACAUUCAGUGAAUGAAAACUAUUCCACAUGAUUCUUUGCAUGCGUUAGCCUACAUGCACCCAAUAUUGAGUUCCUCAGUCACAGGUCACAUAACAUGCGGGCAGAGUAUUAAUUUCAGUUCUUACUGUGUAGGUUGAUAAAUUAGGCAAUGCCCAGUAGUAGACAGAGGAAAGUUGCCUCAGUCGCCUUUAUGCAGAUGCUAAUGAGGUGGGGUGGUUAUUUAACCAGAGUUUAACCGCCUUGUGGACUGAGGGCAGAAGACAUAAAAAAAAUUUAAAAAACGUUUUUGUUUUUUCUUUCUUGUAAAUUACGUAGUCAGUAAAACAGCUGGAUACUAACACCUACUCAUUUCAGCUGUGUUAACCUCUCUCAAAGCAUACAUUUAAUUUUGGUGGUACAUUUACAGUACAUCCUAAAAACUGUUGUGCUUUCUCUACGAUGGUGCCUGUUCCUGUUUAAAGCUUCUGUUAAAGAUGCGAACACCUCUAUGUUGCCAUCAAAUGUAUCUUUUAUGCUUCUCUUUUUCCACUGUUGCACUUGCAGCGGACAUACGUCUGGUAUUAAUAAACUGCACCAACCCAUCCA
Anguilla rostrata (American eel) is the source of this 3630-nucleotide messenger RNA. RefSeq names its product mannosidase, endo-alpha (gene manea). Gene Ontology annotation, molecular function: alpha-mannosidase activity. The coding region runs from base 497 to 1837 and encodes 446 amino acids. The transcript is spliced from 5 exons. Gene Ontology annotation, cellular component: Golgi apparatus. The record is from RefSeq and is a predicted model, not a curated record. Lineage: Eukaryota; Metazoa; Chordata; Actinopteri; Anguilliformes; Anguillidae.